This is a messenger RNA of Epinephelus fuscoguttatus (brown-marbled grouper), 6330 nucleotides long. RefSeq names its product erb-b2 receptor tyrosine kinase 3b (gene erbb3b). The coding region runs from base 253 to 4647 and encodes 1464 amino acids. The transcript has 28 exons. Gene Ontology annotation, cellular component: basal plasma membrane; signaling receptor complex. Gene Ontology annotation, biological process: multicellular organism development; positive regulation of cell population proliferation; nervous system development. NCBI's taxonomy places the organism in Eukaryota, Metazoa, Chordata, Actinopteri, Perciformes, Serranidae. The record is from RefSeq and is a predicted model, not a curated record. Gene Ontology annotation, molecular function: ATP binding; protein tyrosine kinase activity; neuregulin receptor activity.
UUUAUCUGCACUUAUUACUAAUGUUUGGUGCGAAGUUUUAAAGGAGGAGUUGUAUUUCUCCUUCACUUUGACCACAUGAUAUUGGAUUAUAUCUUUCCUCUGUCUCUCUUUAUAUCUCGUCUUCCAGAGACAGAACGUGGAGCCUUAUUAUUUUUGAUAUUUUUUUUAUACACAUCCAUACUUUGGCUUCUCGGAGGACUACCUAAAGCUGUGUGAUAUGAUAAUAUAUCACUGAAUAGAUUCGACUACAACAUGAUCCAGUGGCAAGUCAUUUUACUGUGUGUGACGUGGAGGCUACAAACAGCAUCAUGCCAAACCCAUGAAGUGGUGUGUCCUGGUACGCAGAACGGACUGAGCUCCACAGGUUCUCAAGAGACUCAGUACAACCUGAUUAAGGACCGCUAUGACAGCUGUGAGAUCAUCAUGGGAAACCUGGAGAUCACUCAGAUUGAGAGUAACUGGGACUUCUCCUUCCUCAAGACAAUCCGUGAGGUGACUGGCUACGUCCUCAUUGCCGUGAACCACUUUCAGGAGAUUCCUCUGGGACAACUACGAGUCAUCAGAGGAAACAGCCUCUAUGAGAGACGCUUUGCUCUCUCUGUCUUCUUCAACUACCCCAAGGACGGCUCCAACGGCCUGCGGCAGCUGGGGCUCGCAAAUCUGACAGAGAUUCUGGCAGGAGGAGUGCAGAUUAUCAACAACAAGUACCUGAGUUAUGGCCCUUGGAUCUUCUGGCAAGACAUCAUCAGAGACAACAGUGCUCCUAUUGACAUCCACUACAAUGGAGAGAGAGGCCCAUGCCACAAAUCGUGUGGAGAUUACUGCUGGGGGCCAAAUGAGGACCAGUGUCAGAUCUUGACUAAGACGGUGUGCGCUCCGCAGUGUAAUGGCCGCUGUUUUGGGACGAGCCCCAGGGACUGCUGUCACAUAGAGUGUGCAGCGGGAUGUAAAGGCCCUCUGGACGUGGACUGUUUCGCAUGUCGUCAUUUCAACGAGUCUGGAGCCUGUGUGCCUCAGUGUCCCCAGACUUUGAUCUAUAACAAGCAGACGUUUCAAAUGGAGACCAACCCUAAUGCCAAAUAUCAGUAUGGAUCCAUCUGUGUCUCCCAGUGUCCCACCCAUUUUGUGGUGGACGGCAGCUCCUGUGUGAGCGCUUGUCCUCCAGACAAGAUGGAGGUGGAGCGAGAGGGCCAGAGGCAGUGUGAGCUCUGCAGUGGACUCUGCCCAAAAGUGUGUGAAGGCACCGGCGCUGAACACAGGCAGACGGUGGACUCCAGCAACAUCGACAGCUUUAUCAACUGCACCAAGAUCCAGGGCAGCCUUCACUUCCUGGUCACAGGGAUUCUUGGAGAUGACUUUAAAAACAUCCCGCCCCUGGAUGCCAAAAAGCUGGAGGUGUUUCGCACUGUCAGAGAAAUAACAGAUAUCCUAAACAUCCAGUCGUGGCCCAAAGAGCUGAAUGAUCUGUCUGUUUUCUCGAGUCUCACCACCAUUCAAGGGAGGUCGCUCUACAAGCGUUUUUCUCUGAUGGUGAUGCGCAUCCACACUCUUACCUCACUGGGUCUGCGCUCUCUCCGGGAGAUCAGUGACGGCAGUGUGUACAUCAGUCAGAAUGCCAACCUCUGUUACCACCACACCAUAAACUGGGCGCAGCUGUUCAGAGGCCGCAGAGUUCGAGUCAACAACUUCAACAACAACAGGCCGCUGGCUGAGUGCGUUGCAGAGGGCCAUGUGUGCGACCCGCUGUGUUCAGACUCAGGUUGCUGGGGCCCGGGACCCGACCAGUGUCUCUCAUGUAGGAACUACAGUCGAGACGGCACAUGUGUGGGCAGCUGUAAUUUUCACUCUGGAGCUCCGAGGGAAUUUGCAGGACCUGAUGGCGAAUGUGCCGCCUGUCAUCCAGAGUGUAAGCCUCAGAGUGGGAGAGCCAGCUGUACUGGACAGGGUGCAGAUGAGUGUGUGGAGUGCGCCAACCUGCGAGAUGGUCCUUACUGCAUGUCGUCAUGUCCCACUGGUGUGAAUGACGGACAGAGGGGACUGAUCUUCAAAUACCCCAACAGGGAGGGUCACUGUGAACCAUGUCACCACAACUGCACACAAGGGUGCUCAGGCCCAGGGUUAAAUGAUUGUUUAGAGGCAGUCAGGCUGGCAGUUAGUAGUGGUCAGAUCACAGGCAUCGCUUUAGGUGUCCCGGCUGGCUUGAUUUUCUGCCUGGUGUUGUUUUUCCUGGGUGUGCUGUACCACCGAGGCCUGGCUAUCCGCCGCAAGAGAGCCAUGAGGAGGUACCUGGAGAGUGGAGAGAGCUUUGAGCCACUGGGUCCCGGAGAGAAAGGUACCAAGGUACACGCCCGCAUCCUGAGACCCUCAGAGCUGAAAAAAAUUAAAGCCCUUGGCUCGGGGGUUUUUGGCUCAGUGCACAAGGGUUUUUGGACUCCGGAGGGAGAGACAGUGAAGAUCCCCGUGGCCAUUAAGACCAUCCAGGAUAGCUCAGGCCGACAGACCUUCACUGAGAUCACUGAUCAUAUGCUUUCCAUGGGCAGCCUGGACCAUCCCUACAUCGUUAGGCUGCUUGGCAUCUGUCCAGGUCCCACUCUGCAACUGGUGACCCAGCUCAGCUCACAGGGCUCCUUACUGGAGCACAUCAGGCACCACAAGAACAGCCUGGACCCCCAGCGCCUGCUCAACUGGUGUGUGCAGAUUGCUAAAGGUAUGUACUACCUGGAGGAGCACUGCAUGGUCCACAGGAACCUGGCUGCCCGCAACAUCCUGCUGAAGAAUGACUAUCAGGUCCAGAUCUCUGACUACGGUGUGGCAGACCUCCUUUAUCCCGACGACAAGAAAUAUGUCUACACCGACACCAAGACACCCAUAAAAUGGAUGGCUCUUGAGAGCAUCUUGUUUCGGAGAUACACCCAUCAAAGUGACGUUUGGAGUUAUGGGGUGACAGUGUGGGAAAUGAUGUCAUUUGGGGCGGAGCCUUAUGCAUCCGUGCAGCCUCAGGAGGUGCCGAGUCUGCUAGAGAAGGGCGAGCGACUGUCACAGCCCCACAUCUGCACCAUAGAUGUCUACAUGGUCAUGGUUAAAUGCUGGAUGAUUGAUGAAAAUAUAAGGCCGACCUUCAAAGAGCUGGCCAGUGACUUUACCCGCAUGGCAAGAGACCCACCCAGAUACCUUGUCAUCAAGACUGAAGGAGGAGAAGCUGCCUCGGUAGAGAUCCAUCGAAGAGAAUCCGAGCGAGGGCUUCUGGAGGAAGAUUUGGAAGCUCAAGACGAGGAGAGACUGGAGGAUGGUUUGAAUACUCCUCCUCUCCAACACUCUCCAUCUUGGAGUUUGUCUCGUUCACGGAUUAAUUCUUACAGGAGCGGUACCUCUCAGGCCGGACCUAUUGGAUACCUGCCAAUGACCCCCAGCCCUGUGGACAGUAUCCGUCAGCUGUGGCUUCAGAGGUCUCGACUGAGCUCGGUGCGGACGCUGCCUGAGAGGUCAGAGUUCAGGGGGAGUGGCAGAGAGGCAGAGCUGCGUGAGGAAGGUUUACGGACUGGGAGUCUUCACAGAUCCAGGUUUGGCUCAGAAAGGGGUACGCCUCGUAUAUCCAUCAGCCGGCACAGGAAGCUCUCAUCAGCAUCAAGUCCAUCCUCGUAUAAAGUGUGGACGGCAGAGGAAGAGGACGAGGUGGACCACUAUGGCUACGUCCUGGCUGGGUCCCCUGUUACUCCAGAGAGAGUUUGCAGAGUCUCUCACUCUGGGCGAAGAAACUCAAGACUCAAGAAUAAUCUGUCUCUUGUGGUGAUAAAUCCGUCUCAGGAGUAUGAGAUCAUGAGCAAAGAGUCUGGUGCUCCUUCUUGCUUCACCAGCAGCAUCUCAUCACAGGCAGACGCCCCAUCUGUGGCAGUUUGUCGUAAAAUGUCACCUUUACCCUCUCCAUCCAUCAUGGCUCUGUUACCUAUAGAUGAUGCGCCUCAUGUGGAAGCUCUGACGCCAGUCUCAGCUGUACGGAGUAAGAUAGUAGAUGAGGGUUGUGAAGGAGGUGCUGCAGAGCAAAGAGACUCCACAGAGAAAUGUGAGCGCACUGAGGACUCUGACAGCGUGAUCAGAGGUGUGGAUGACCAAGGGGAAGCAGCUCAUGGGCUGGGCAGGUAUGAAUACAUGGAUAUCAGGCGAUCCGACUCCACAGAGGGAGAGGAUCCAGCAUGGGAGAGACGGGGGAGUCAAACAUCUGUAAACAGUGCAGGGGAGACAGAUGAAACAAACCAAACAGUGGAGGUGUUGAAAAAAGAGCUGGAGGAGGAAGAGGAAGAGGAGAAAUACCACAACACAAAUAAACAACAUGCACUCCAGGGGAGUGUGAGCGGGAUGGUCAUGCCCAGGCCAGAUGUGCUCACAGCUGGGGGGGAAACGGUGGAGGAGUAUGAGGAGAUGACCAGAUUUGGAGUGAUGCCAAGCGGAUGGGAGCAGGCGGACUACCAGAACCUCCCUGUGAAGGGGAGGGCUGUUCCUGAGGAGAUGGGCAGUGGCAGGUGUGCCGGGAUCGGGGGAUACAUCAAGGUGUGUGCUGGCAUGGGGGAGCCUGGCAGCAACACAUCAUUUGAUAACCCAGACUACUGGCACAGCAGACUGUUCCUCAAGCCAGAUGCUGUACGUACUUAAUAAUGUGGACUGGGACAGAGACGUAGCAACUUUACUUCCUGUCAUAAAUGUGGCUGUUUUUUUAAAGUUUCCCAGCUUUUUAUAUUUGAUUACCAGCAUUCAAUAAACUUCGAAAGAUAGAAGUGGUGAAAGAAAUACACCCUUGAACCUCAUGUCACAAUUUUAAACAGCAGAAGUGGGUGUAUGUCACACGUCUCAUGCAAUUCCGAAGUUACUGUAGGGAGAAUAAAGCAACACAUGUCAGGUCAGACAAGUCACAAGUCAAGUCAUAUGAAAUUCUGAUGUUCAGGUCAUAUGUUUGACCAGCCAAUAAAACAGUGAGUUAGCUAAAAAGACACAUUUGUGUGCCUUUGUUUUGUGGUUUUGACAGACAAAGUUGGAUGUUGUGGUGGUCACAUCACUGAUUUUUGAGCUGCAGACGUUAGAUACUGUUCUCUCCUGGUGCCAUUGACAACAUAAUCCUCGAAUCCAUAUUUAGUAUUUUUGGACAGCUGUAGCCCCCACCAUGGCAGCUGCUGCAUGCCUUGGCCUCCAUUGGCCUGCUGCAUCUUUGAGGGUUGCCAUGUUUGCAUGUAUUGCACCAAAAUCACCCAUUUGUGUUUCAAAAACAAAACUUUUCAAUAUCUAGACCAGGGGUGUCAAACUCAUUUUAGUUAAUGGGUCACGUGCAGUCUGAUUCCAUCACAGGUGGGCCAGACCAGUAAAACCAUUGCAUGAUAUCCUAUAAAUAACAAACAUCUCCAUUUUUUUUGUUUAAAGAAGUACAUUUUAAGAAUGCUCAUCCAUUUACAAAACAGAUGACAAACAGCCUGCGAUGUCUUCAGAAGAAUAAAUGUCAUUUCAAUAAUGUGUCUCAAUUUUUUCCACAAUCAUUUUGCACAUUUUUCAUGUCGUGAUCCUGAUGUCACCACACCAAACUGAAGUGAAAGAAAAGAUCUGUACUCUGGUCGGGGUGGAAAAGCCUCUGAAGCAACAUUUUACAUGACGAAAGCGACUCAGUGUUUAACUUGCGCCUUAAACUUGGCACUUCUAGACCUUCACAAGUGCAUCACUAUUGUACAAAAUCAUCCAGUGGGCCGGACUGGACACUUUGGCGGCCGGUUCUGGCCCUGGCGCCGUAUGUUUGACACCCCUGAUCUAGACAAAUGCAAAAAUUUAAAGUGUUUCAAGUUUGAGUCAAGUCUAAAGUCAUGAUAACCAAGUCAAAGCCAAGUCUAGCCUCUUAUCAGUGUUGGUCAAGCGAGUGUCAAGUCCUCAGAUUUGAGACUUGAGUCUGACUCAAGUGAUGUGACCCGAGUCCCCCACCUCUGUGAUGUUUGUGAAACCAGCUGUGAGUUGACACAGAAAUAAAGAGGUCAACACUUGCUGGAGUUUCGACCUCUUUAGACUUCUUUCUCCGCUCCAUGCACCUUGGAAGAAGGUGAAGUUGUGCCAGAAGCCCCCACCCCAGAGUACACCUGUGAACUUGAAGUGUAUGAUGAGAAGUCCCUGAAUUUAACAGGCAUGCAAAGUUGACCUUACAUCUGUAUCUGUAUUUUUACUUGAUAAAUUGGUUUGUUGGAUACAGUGUUACAUGUCUCAGCUGCCAACUGUAAAUCCUUUGUAUCUAUGAUUGCUUUAUUGUGACAAGAUGUGUGUGUUGUGUUGCAGUAUGAGGUCACCAUGUCCCAUUUAUAAGAACCA